UGGAGGGGGCGCAGUCCCGCGCCAUCCUCCGUGUCGCUAGCACGCUAAAGAAGUGCGACCGAUCGUGCCAGCCAGAUACUUCGUCGUGACAGUAGACGUUCAUUGAACUUGGAAUUUUUAUUUCCACUUGAUUUAUACCAGAUGAAAACGAUCUUGUCAUUGACUCUAUCCGCGUAGUCAUUUGAGUUUUCGCGAAGUGAGUGUUAAAUUUUAUUACUAUUAGUGAUCUUUUGGGUGUUUAUUUGACUGUACAUUCUCCGGAGUGUGGAUGAUCAUGAUGGUGUCGUUAGUACCGGCGGUUCUACUGGCCGCUCUGACGGUCCUUGCCAUUAAAAAUCAAAUCGUUAGUGCUGGCGAUAGCUACCAUAGACCUACCGUUGAUGCCAAGAUCCGCGAUGACAUCGAUUUAUCUCAGUUUUAUCAACUGCUGGAGGCCAGCCAGGUGGCAAACAACACAUUGACGUACAGGCAGGUGACAGUAUUCGCACCGACGAAUUUGGCCUUUCAAAAAUACAACGGCACCAUGGAAGGCCUCGUGCUCUAUCACAUGUCUAAUUUGGCGCAGACUUUGGAGGAGUUGGGGGAUUCUAUAUCGUCGGAGCUCGAUGGAAAUCCGCCUUUGUGGGUGACGCGGAAACCAGGACGGAGACAUGACGAGAUUUAUAUAAACAAUGCGAAGGUUCAACGGAAUGCUAGUAACUACGAAUCUACCAUUACGCUUUCUCCUAAGGAAACGAAGAAACAGGUCCUGCACGUUAUAUCGGAAGUCCUGGAACCGGUUCUCUCGAUUCCCACGGCCCCAGCAAUCUACAAUCCCAACGCACUUCAGUUUCUCAAUCUCAGCGACAGCCUGAAUAUCGGACGUCAUCGAAUUCGGUUAUUCCGUCAGCGUGUUUUCGACCUGAAAAAGACAGGCGUCUUCAAAGCCGAGGGUCGAUACACUUUCUUCCUCCCGGUCGACGAAGGAUUUCAGCCGUCACCCAGACCACAGAAGGUUGAUCAAAAGGUCGUAGAUGGACAUAUUAUUCCUGAUCAUAUACUCUUUACGGCGCCCACGCAACACGAUGUACCCUUCAGGACCUUGGCAUUCAGUGAUAAUAUCCGAGUCAGCAUUAGUUUCCUUUCGGAGCAGGAUGCCAAGGGUGACGUCAGAACCUACGUAAAAUCUACCACGACCUCAGGUGACGAUAAGCAUCCCCCUGGCGUAGUUCUUGCUGAAAUUGUAAAAGCCAACAUCCCUGUACGAAACGGAGUAGUUCAUCUCAUUCAGCGACCGUUGAUGAUCAUCGAUACGACAGUCACCGAUUUCCUUAAGUCUUUCCAGGGCAUCGAAAAGGAGGACGGUCCAAUUUACAAGUUUUACGAGGUUAUCCGCGAUUUUGGUGAUAAUUUUAUGAGCGACCUCACGACCCUCCACAACGUGACCUUAUUUGCACCUAGUAAUGCAGCAUGGAGCGAGCCUGGCAUAAAGCAGCUUCUCCAGGACAAGAAACGGAUGCGAGAGAUUCUGAACCUUCAUUGCGUCAAGCAACGACUUCCGCUGGCCGAAAUCAUACAGAGGAACAUUAAUCAGCUGUUCCAGGUACCCACGCUUACCGAGAGAAAGAAUCUCUACUUCAAUGUGGUGAAUGGACCAAAUGAAAACAAUACAUUAACCGUCGAGGGAGGCGGAGUAAACGCUACGGUUAUCACUCCUGAUAUAGCUGCUACCAAUGGCUACAUCCACAUCAUCAAUCGCGUUCUUGGUGUACCUUAUACCACAAUCUUGGAUAAGCUCAGGAUCGAUCCUAUGCUCAACUCGACAUACUUCCUGGGACAACGACGCGACUUCAAUGAGCAACUCAGCGACACGACAAAACGCUUCACCUACUUCGUGCCUCGCGAUUACGCCUGGAAGAACGCAGAGAUCAGCUAUCCGUCUGCCUACAAGAAACUCUUCAUGCCCGACUUCAGCUAUCACGCCAAGCAGAUCCUAGAAAGACAUCUGGUUGUGUCAGAUCGGGCUUAUACAAUGGCCAAGCUCAAAGAGAUGAGAUACAACAAUGAGACCAUUGAACUGACCACAGUAAGGGACAAGCUGAGAAUCCGAGUUAGGGAAACUGGAUCAAACGAGAAGAUUGACGAAAACGCUAUUCGUCCGCAAACCGAGGGUGGCUACUUCAUCGAGUGGGAACGAAAGAAAAUUCACGUCUUCCGUCCCGACGUCGAGUGCACCAAUGGCAUCAUCCACGUCAUUGACGGCGUCUUUCUUUUGGAUAGUGACGUCAGAGUAACCGGAGGCUCAUCCAUCGCUACCAUCGUACCGCACCUCGUCAUAAUUUUCGUAGCCACGUGGCUGUUGUAAGCCGACCACGAAUUUAGAUACAGCUAAAAUAUCCUGAGGCUGAUGACUAUACGACCUUCUACUGAUAAUCAAAUCAUCGAUUCAGGAACCACUUCCAUGCACUAUUAAAGCCUUUCGGCUGCUUGAUUAAGGAUUCAUUAAUAAGGAGAGAAUAUAAUUUGGCUCUCACGUUGAAUUGUCAUUACUAAGUAAUGGCAUAGGUACUAUGAUAAAUUCAUAUUACAUACUAGUGGAAUUAUGGUUUCCGUCCAUUGACUCGUUUAUAUUGACAGGAACCAAAAAAAAAAUCAUUAAGCAAUUCCAGAAAGACGUGCAAGCCAAAAUAUAAAGAGCAAGGAACAUGAAAUAAAAAUAAGUUGCAUACUAACAUUCAGAUGUUGGUUUUUUUUUCGAUCGAGCAGCCCCAGGUGAGGAUAGCCUAUUAUUUAUUGAUGGUCGUCCAAGGGACGAUGCUACGGGUUAGACUUUAUCGUACCAAAUAAUAAGUAACAAACGAGGCGAACAGAAGUUGAAAGAAGUUGCGAAUGUAAAGGUUUACGACGAACUGUUUGUGAAGUAUAUUACUUAAGUUUCUGAUUAAAAAAUAAAAUAAAGAUUUAAAAAAAGGACCAGGCAUCUACUACACGGCCGUUGUUGACCUACGUGCAAUGCGUGGAUUGCUCGGUUGGUAAUAAUGACCGCGAUGAAUAACUCGUGCGAACGAACAAUCUGAUCCAUGGACGAUCCUUAAACAAUCUUGCAGGUUGAGCCUGCGAAAUCUCAACCCGACCUAACCUAACACCAGAAAACUUUUCUAGCGACGAUGUUUCUUGUUUUAGUUGGUAAAGCGAUUAGAUUGGCUUUCGAAAUCCGUAUGGCUCAUAUUCGAUCUGGAAUCCACACGCUCUGUAUAAAUGUACUCUCUAAUUACCGAAAACGACCUACUACUGCCAGAAGUACUCGAGUCGCAAGAACUAGCGCACGCGUAGCACAGUCGAAGGGCAUAUCAUAAUCGAAUGCAGGAAAAACCAUCCUCGCGUACAGAUCAGCGUUCGUUAAUUAUAUUGAUCCAGCGAGAAAAUUUUUAUCGAUCAUUCUCAUACUAGGAAAAUCCGGUUAUAAAAGUAAAAUUAGGUACCGAUUACAAAACUAAUUAUCAAUGUUAAUUAAGAACCUGCGAAAUCUUUUGAAUGAGCUUUCCGGACAAGUUCGCCCGAUCCUAAUUCUCUUCCCGAUUUUCUAUCACCCCCCGGGAUGAACCUGGAAUGAAUCUGUUCCCAAUAUCCCUCGGGGAAUCGAAAAGUGAUCUUUAUCACAAUAAUGCACGUGGACGACGAAGCGUCUCUGUCUUGAAGUACCCGAUGCAGUUUAUCAAAAACGUACUAACGAAUAAGAUCUAGAUUUUAGAACGCGUGUUACGUCCAAAUAUCCGUGGAGCUCGACCAACGAUAUGAUAGGUUAUGAUCCAAAGUAAAAGAGAUGAAAAGAAAAUGAUGAAACUCUUAUACACGUUACAUAGGAAACUGCCGAACGCUGUAAACGAAAUUGUCACAGGGCGUUUGGCUGAUCGUUCAUUUUCACAGGAGACAUAAAAAGAAAAGAAUGAAAAACUAAUAAACGAUAUUACGUGUUGAUAUCAGUCUAUACAUAUAAUAUAUGAUACACAGAGAUAUAUUGAAGGGGAGAAGUGUACUGGGGAAAAGCAGAGAGCGUACAAGAGGAAGAAGAGAGUACUAUCAAACGAUAUCUUACUUGUUGUUGGGAUGAUAACUAUUAAUGAUUAUAUACAUAAACUCUAAUUAACACUGUUUGUUCGUUAGAUCAAUGAAAUAGUAGAGCUCUAUCUCUCUGUAUAGAUGUGUCUUAAUGUUCAGCUUGUCAUAUACGAAUCGAAUCACGUUCAUCUGAUUUAAAAGGGAUAAAAAAAACAAAUUGAAGAACGCAGAUAGCUGCAAAUGACUCACGAGUCAUCAGGCGCAGCUUUCGUAUACGGAUUCUAUUAAUCCUCCUCUCAUUGAAUAGAACUCAUUAAUAUAAUAGUAUUACGAUUCAUCGUGGUCGAUGAUUUUUAUGCCUCCCACCAUCCGGGUAACUGGAACCACGCUCUUUUUCACUUUAAUCGUAUAAAAUCGACUUUUGCAGAGCUUACAAUCGCAAGAGACACCCCACGCGUCAUUUUAGUUUCCUUCGUCACGGCACUCCUUUGCGUCCCGAUUACUGAGAUGGUUUUUCACGAAUAUUCAUAAGUUUCUUCCCUUCCUCGUUCACUCUGUUUCAACAACCAUAAAAGCAAUCCUUAUUUUGAUCUUCGAGAAUCCGAAAAAUUUUCAACAAUUGUUUCCUGACAGAUAACAAAGAUUUUUUGAUCCUUCGAUCUUAUACCACGCUUUCCAAACUUUCAAUCGACUGAUAUAGUAGCUUUUUUUUAAUUCCAUACAUUUGCCGAUCCUGCACGAUUUGCCACGUACCAUCGUCAUUAUUUGUACAUUUUGUAGAUAUUACGGUAUCGCUUACGGCGGGGCAGAUUGUGGUUAAUAUUAAAUACCUAAUGUUUAAACGGUUACGAGCAUUAGUUGAUGUCAAAUACUAAGGUUAACUAAUUGAAUCAAAGAAAACUCACGACCACCUCGAGAUUUUUGAUUUGUUGAUUGGCUGAUUCAACAACAUUCCUAAUCAAUCAGAAAUUUUUAAUCUCAAGUUAGUCUCUUACGUAUUAGGUAAUUACGCAACGCUACGUAUAGACACGA
Molecule: messenger RNA, 5070 nt
Organism: Cephus cinctus (wheat stem sawfly)
Lineage: Eukaryota; Metazoa; Arthropoda; Insecta; Hymenoptera; Cephidae
Gene: Fas1
Product: fasciclin-1
Exons: 15
Coding region: 269-2344 (691 amino acids)
Biological process (GO): extracellular matrix organization; cell adhesion
Cellular component (GO): extracellular matrix
Molecular function (GO): cell adhesion molecule binding
Source: RefSeq, a predicted model, not a curated record